Paramecium pentaurelia is the source of this 1968-nucleotide messenger RNA. NCBI's taxonomy places the organism in Eukaryota, Ciliophora, Oligohymenophorea, Peniculida, Parameciidae. The record is from the annotation of a GenBank genome assembly.
AUGGAAAUUUGCUCAUCUAAACUUAAUUGGCUUAUUCAUAUAAAGAAAUUAUUCCAGAAAAAUAGCAUUCUAAACAUUUCAGAUCUAAUUAAUUAAUUAAAAGAUGAAAUAAUUAUAGAAUGCUCUAAUCCAUAAGAUGAAUUAUUCUCUUUAGAUGAAGUUAUUGAAGAAGUUUAUAAAUUUAAUAAAAAGAGAUUAACUUAUGAUGAUUUCUUUUAAAUUAUUGGUAAUCUACAUUAAUAGGAUCAUUAAUUAUCCACUUGUGUAAACUCAUUAGCUGAUUCUAUUAAUGAUUUAACUUUGAGUGACACUAAAGUGUAAUAAGCAAUCAGAGUAUCUUAUAAUGAUCCUACUAAACUAAUAAAAACAUAAUAAAGCUAUAAAGUUACAAGACUAUCAAAAAGUCCUAGAUUGAAAAUAGAGAAUUUAUAAGAAGCUCAGAAAAGAUUAUUAGCUAAAAUCACUGAUAUAGAAAAUGAAAUAGAACAUGUAUUUAUACUAUAUAUAUCUCAAAGCAGAAAUAAUAGCAUUAAUUAAAGAAACAUCAUUAAUUAUUAAUUAGAGAAUUGACCAGAUAACUUACAUAAAAUUCAGAUGAAAUUGUUUUAAAUGGAAUAACAAAUUUUACUUUAUAAGACUUUUAUCNAUUAGGUUCUCUAUCUUUCUUUGCAUUAUGCCAAUUCAUAUCAUUAUCUGAUUUCCUUUAUUUAUUAUAAUUAUCAACACAAUCAUCUAAAUAAGGAUUGUUAUUUUUUUUAUAGUCAAUUCCAUUAUUCAAUUCAGUCUUCACAAAAUAUCCUUCUGAAUCUAUAUUUUUAUUUCUUUUUUUUGAAAAAUCCUUCUAUUUCAUUUAGUCAAGCUUCCAUUACUCGUAAUUUUAGCUCACUACAUUUUGUAUAAAAGAAUUACUCUUUUUUAUUUUUUUGUUUUUUUGUUUUUUUAUAUAAAUUUAUUUCUUUUUAUACUUUUAUAGUUAAUAAUUUGAUCUUAAUUUUUUUUAUCAAAUUUGAUUUCAUUAAUUUAUUUUAGAAAAUAAUUCAUGUUUAUACUAUUCAUAUGAUAGUUAUUAAUUAAUUUUAUUUAAACUCAGAAUGGAAAUUUGCUCAUCUAAACUUAAUUGGCUUAUUCAUAUAAAGAAAUUAUUCCAGAAAAAUAGCAUUCUAAACAUUUCAGAUCUAAUUAAUUAAUUAAAAGAUGAAAUAAUUAUAGAAUGCUCUAAUCCAUAAGAUGAAUUAUUCUCUUUAGAUGAAGUUAUUGAAGAAGUUUAUAAAUUUAAUAAAAAGAGAUUAACUUAUGAUGAUUUCUUUUAAAUUAUUGGUAAUCUACAUUAAUAGGAUCAUUAAUUAUCCACUUGUGUAAACUCAUUAGCUGAUUCUAUUAAUGAUUUAACUUUGAGUGACACUAAAGUGUAAUAAGCAAUCAGAGUAUCUUAUAAUGAUCCUACUAAACUAAUAAAAACAUAAUAAAGCUAUAAAGUUACAAGACUAUCAAAAAGUCCUAGAUUGAAAAUAGAGAAUUUAUAAGAAGCUCAGAAAAGAUUAUUAGCUAAAAUCACUGAUAUAGAAAAUGAAAUAGAACAUGUAUUUAUACUAUAUAUAUCUCAAAGCAGAAAUAAUAGCAUUAAUUAAAGAAACAUCAUUAAUUAUUAAUUAGAGAAUUGACCAGAUAACUUACAUAAAAUUCAGAUGAAAUUGUUUUAAAUGGAAUAACAAAUUUUACUUUAUAAGACUUUUAUCUUGUCUUCCAUAAUAUUAAUAAAACAAUUUUCAAUAUUUCAAUAAUGACAUUCAAAGAAAGAUGCUUAGAAAUAAGAGAAGUCUCUAUGAUAUUUAAAAAUUUAUAAGCAUUAAGCAUAAAUUGUCUUUUAAUUAAAGAACUCAAAUUAGAAGAGUUAAUAGAAUUAAAAGUAUUAUCUGUAGCUGGGAAUCAAUUAAGAAAUUUAGAAGGAUUGCCUCCUAAUUUAAAUGA